AUGCCACCAACAAAACAGGAACUAUCUCUCCUUAUCGACCCUCUCGUCCCGGAAUCAGUCCAGCACAAUAACCGCUCCCUCUCAACCCUCCACAGCCUAACCUCCUUCCUACUCGGCCUAACGGCCGGAAUCCUCUCCCUAAAAUCCUACACAGGCUUCAUCUUCUACCUGAUCGGCACCGUGAUCAUCUCGGGUCUCUUCCAUCUCUUUCUCGUGUCGUUGAGUAAAGGCGGGAGCGCGGGUGUGUAUUUCCCCGGGUCCAGUGGGGAGAUUGAGGGGAUUGAUGAGCAGGGGGUUAUUCGGUCCUCGUCUGGUGGACAGGGACAGGGAGGCUUUGUUGUUCAGAGGAAGGGGGCGUGGAAGGAUAUUUGGUUAGGAGGGGGUGUGUUUGGGGAGGCGUUGAGUGGUUUUGUUUUGGGGUGGGCUGGAGUUGGAGGGGUUCUUAGGUAG
Molecule: messenger RNA, 450 nt
Organism: Monascus purpureus
Lineage: Eukaryota; Fungi; Ascomycota; Eurotiomycetes; Eurotiales; Aspergillaceae
Source: the annotation of a GenBank genome assembly